CAUUUUGAGAGCGGCGUGUGAAGUCGGAGCGGUGGCCGGUCUGCGCUGCUAUACGACGGGGAAUAAACGGCUCAAAGUCCCGCGUGCGACGCGGCCAAAGAUCGCAGUGACUCCACCGGAUCGGAAUGGAGGAGAGCAGCAGCAUUGCAGUCCUGGUGCCACCCACCAGAGAGCAGCAGGAUGCCGUCUUUACUGCAGACAGAAUGGAGGGCCACCAGCGGGAGCACAGGCAGGCGGCUGACUCUCUCAUCCAAGUCAUUGAGAAGCUGAGCAGGAUCGUGGAGAAGCGGCCCCGGAGGUGCACUUUGUCUGGUAGAAAGAGGCCGCCUUCGACCCGCGAGGCCUCAGGCAAGAAAGCCAAGGAUGAUGUGGAGUCGCAUGUGGAGCAGGAAAGCGCUGGGGGCAGGGCAAUCACCUGUUACCAAUGCAGUCUAUGUAAAUAUGUCUCCCCCACCCUGAGCUCUCUAAAAGACCACCUGCGGCAACACAAUCAUGACCGCACAGGCCUUGUCCUGGUGUGCUCUGAGUGCUGCUUCACCUCCCACCACCAGGAGGAGCUGGAGGCACAUAUCAGGCUGCACUUGGACAGCAGCGAGAGCACGGUGAACCACGUGGCGGUGCUAAAGCCACAGUGCUCCGGCAGAGAGACAAGGGGCACACAGGCAAAAGUCAGGAGCCUAGAGAAUGCCCAGGGGCAGCCGCCAAAGAAGUGGUACAGUUACGAGAAGUAUGGCAUGUACCGGUGCCUCAUCUGCAGCUAUGUGUGUGGGCAGCAGCGCAUGCUUAAGACACACGCCUGGAAACACGCAGGUCUGGUUGACUGCUCAUACCCAGUCUUUGAGGACGAAACGGACGAGGUCAAAGCCGGACCAGGACCCACAGAAGAGGCUAUGGUAGUAGUCGCAGCAUCAGUUAGCAACAAGCCGACAACACUGAAUGACGCUUCUUCCUUUGAGAUAAAACUGUGUGCUGCUGAAUGCAAAGGGAGCACUGCAGGGGUGGGGCAAGCGACUGGGGUUUCUGGGGGUGAGGUUUAUGCCUCCAAGGAGCCCUUUGCAGAGGAGCCAGCAGUGGAGGUGCAGGUCACGACGGAGCAGGAAGCAGAGCCGCAUGCCACGGACAGCCUGCUCUCCUCCGCACAGAAAAUCAUGAGUUGCAGCCCAAACGGCGCAGGUCACGUCAACGUCAUUGUGGAGCGGAUGCCUGGAGCAGGCGACCUCGGACCUGUGGGUGGCAAGCCCUUCCUAGUGGAGCCCCGUGAAAAUUCAGAUGGUGGGCUCCUCACAGAUGAGGCGCAGCCUGUGUACUUUGAGGACGAAGAAGUUGUCGUUGGCUGGUGUGGUGGAGAGAGGGCAGCGGAAGAAGGUGAAGUCUCCCCCAGUCCACCCCCAGAUGAGAACGUACCUCCGGGGCGCAGGCGGACUUAUUCUGAGUCACUCCGGCUGCACUCACUCGCUGCUGAGGUCCUCGUGGCCAUGCCCACGCGGGCCCUGGAGCCAACCAGGACUGGUAUCCGUAGCCUGGUAGACACAGGUCAGGGCCUCGUGGAGAUUGCUCCGCUGGGGGCACCGUCUCCCGCCCAGGAGUUGGUGGACCUGGAGCACCUACAGGCGCAGCCAGGCACAGCCGAAGGCCCAGCAAAAAUGGGAAUCAGCGUGUCCCUCCUGGCAGUGAUCGAGAAGCUGCGAGAACGGACGGACCAGAAUGCCACAGACGAGGACAUCCUGAAGGAGCUGCAGGACAACGCUCAGGGCCAACCCAGUGAGGAUGCCACCCUGCCUGAGACCAGCCUGGUUGAGUUCAUCCCUGGCAGUGAAAGGCCCUACCGCUGCCGAUUGUGCCGCUACACCAGCGGCAAUAAGGGUUACAUCAAGCAGCACCUGCGUGUGCACCGACAGCGGCAGCCGUACCAGUGCCCCAUCUGCGAUUUGGUUGCCAGCGACAGCAAGGACCUGGAGAACCACAUGAUCAACCACUGCAAGACCAGAAUGUACCACUGCAAGCAAUGUAGUGAGACCUUCUACUACAAGAGCCAUCUGAGGAGUCAUGAACGUGAGCAGCACGGACUUGCGGACACCGGGGCCACAUUGAUGCCUCUCAGUGAGACGGCCGUUGUAGAUGAGUCCAAGGAAAAGGAUGCUGAUGAGGACUCCUCCAGUGUCCAGAAGAUCUUCAAGUGUGACAUGUGUGACUAUACAAGCUCCACGUAUGUUGGUGUGCGCAACCACCGGAGGAUUCACACCUCAGAUAAGCCAUACAGGUGCUGUAGCUGUGACUUUGCCACCACCAACAUGAACAGCUUGAAGAGCCACAUGAGGAGGCAUCCCCAGGAGCAUCAAGCUGUGCAGCUCAUGGAACAGUACAGGUGCUCCCUCUGUGGGUACGUGUGCAGCCACCCUCCAUCGCUCAAAUCCCACAUGUGGAAGCAUGCAGGCGACCAGAACUACAACUAUGAACAGGUGAACAAAGCCAUCAACGAGGCAAUUUCGCAGAGCAGCCGGUCUUCCAGUUUGGCUCAAAAAGCCACAGUAGUGGUGGAGCAGGUAGAUAAGGCCUUGCCCCCUUUAGACCCUCCCACCAGGGAGCGCACUAGUGUGGAGGGGCCUCCUCAGAGGGCAGCUGAGCAGCCAAGCCUACUGCCUACUGCAGAGCAUUGCGUGCUGCUCUUCUGCUGCUGCAUCUGUGGGUUUGAGUCUGCCAACAAGGAGCGUCUCAUGGAGCACAUGAAGGAGCAUGAGGGAGAGAUCAUCAGCAUCAUCCUGAGCAAGGAGCAGCAGGGAGGACCCACAACCACAACACCUCCUAUGACACAGUGAGGGCACUGGCUCUGUUUGCGCUGUACUUGAGUCCUUCCUCUAGAGCCUGUUCACAGCCUUAUUAGGUCCUUCGAGGAUCUCCAUAUCUGACUUUGAAGGUUACUUGUGACCUACACACACGACCCACAAUCAGGAAGGUGGGAGGCUUGGUGCUACCACCGCAUUGUUUACUGUAUGUAUUGCUGUGGACACUUCACUGCUUUUUUUGUGAAGGAUAGGUCUGCUUAGGAAUUCAUUUUUCUCUGUCUCAGAGACAUCCAUUUGCCUCAAUUGCUAUGAAUAUGUUUCUCGUAACUAUAUUUCAUGCUCUAUAUAAUUUUCAAAAUGAGGGGGGUAGACAAAAAUCUAAAUUGUAGUUUUAGAUUUAAAAUUUUAACAUCCUUGUAAGCUUAGCAAGUUAUGCCUUGCAUCCCCAUGACUUGAAUCUGGUACCUUUGGUUUCCAGACCAGUCUUUUAUAAAUACUGCAUAUUGAAUAGUGAGUAAAUACUGAAUUUAUUGAUGGGAAUUAAUACCUCUAUAAACAGUAUAUUUUAAUAUUGAUGUUAAGCCCUGUGGGCACAUAUGGUCUAAAAUGUUUAGGCAGCUUCUGUUAAAAUCACUGUAAUAUUUAAGCUCGGUUUGUAGUAGACAUUUCACGCAUGUUCAUGUAGCUGUAGAGUAGCUGCUCACUACCGUUUUUCUAUUUACGUCAGUAUUUAUUUAAUUUAUCUUUAUGAAAGUAGUAUUCCGUUAGCUAGAACCACAAAGAAAGCAGUUAUGUGAUGUUGCAGACUCUGGUGCUACUAAACCGUCUCGGAACAAAAGACCGUUCUCUCGUUCGAAACUAAGAGGUGGGCGGAGCAAAUCACUUGAGGAAUGUACCUUAAAACUGAGUUGAACCUAUAGGGAAUCUCACUUUCCUUCAGAUUUUUUUUUUCCUUGGAGGAAUUGCUACCAAAUACCUUCAAUAUAAUAUUGUUGUGGGUUUUUUUGGGUCAUCCAAUCUUAAAUGUUUUAUUUUUUCACAUGUAAAUAUUAAAGAAGGGUAUUCUUCUAUAGUUGCAUAAAUACAUAUAUUUGUAUGGAAAAUGCCAAGUUGAAAGCAUGUUGUUAAUUCUUGUCCAGUUUGUCCACAGCUGUGGAUGUCAGACAUUUGGUUUACUGUAUAACAGAUUUGCAGUGUUACUCUACCAGCUGUCCCAAUGACUGACCACCUUCUCUUUUGACUGACACACAUUCAAAAUCCAUGAAUCUGUACAGAAUUAUUUUUUUAUAUUUGUUUUUAAAAUAUUCUCUUUUUUUGCCUAAUAUGUGAAGAAUGGGAAAUCAUCGCUGCCAAAGAUGGACCCCCCAGCGUGUACCUAAAGACUAUUUUCUGUCUAAUGAGCUAGAAUGAGGGCCUUUGUGUCUCAAAAUUAAAUAUCAAGAUUCUCUCAGCAUACCGAAAUACUGAGAGCAUUGCAAUUUAGCCAUUUAAUUGCGGGCUUGUGACUGAGUGAAGCUCGGGUUAUUGUUAGCUUUUCCCAAAGUCUAUUUCAUUCUUAAGUUGUAACUGACAGGAUUUUUCUUCUCCUCCUGACAUUUUAGUACCCUAAAUUUUCCAGGAUUGCUUGAAUUCAUGAAUCUUUUGUGUCCGCUUUUAAUUUCAAUAUUUAGUCUAUGCACAUAGGGUUCAUGUAGUACUAGCUUGUAUGUAGACUAAAUACUGUAAAGUUUUUAAUUUUUACAACUGCUGUAAAAUUAAUGAACUGACAUUUUUGGUAAAGCGUUAAAGGCACCAUCAAGGCCAUAGUUUCUGUGAGUUGCUACCUCUGUUCAAACUGCUUCAUAGACGGUUUGUGCUCUUCAACAUAGACAAAAUUUAAUUCUAAAUCGCUGCGUAAUUUUACCUUUGAAUCAGCUGAAAUUGAUUGCAAUGUUAGACCUGAACUAUUUGGAUUUUUUAUUGCGUUUAUAUAUAAACAUCUUCUGUUCUAAAAAUCUCAUUUACAUACCGGAUUAUUAUUAUGCUUAAUUUACAAUUCAAAACACUCGAGUUGGGGACACAGGAUAUGGUUUGCAUUUAAACUGUACUUUAUACCCUCAUCCAAUUUUGUGUUUUCAUGCAGUUUAAUGACCUGUUAAUCCUAUUAAACCUUAACGCAACCUUGACGAUGGAUUUGAAUAUGUCUAAUUUUCAGGCGCUGGAUGUUCUCGAUCUCUUGUAAUAGCACUUAUGUCACAGAUACUGCUUUUUAAUUAGUUUUAUGUAAAAUUGUCUCUAUACAAGUUUUUGUUUUUGCGGUGUGUACUGUUGUGCAGCUGACGAUAUUACUGUAUGUAAUUUUUUUUAAUGUAGGAGAUGGUUUGGUAAUUAAUGUGAUAGCUUUGUAAACUCUAUAGGAAACAGCAAUGUGUUUCGUUGCAGGUUAUUGCACAAUAUCCAAGUCUUGUUAUUUUAUGAUACAACUGUCUUAUUAAUGCCCCCUCCUCCCGAUCAAGGGUGUUCUCAGUGUAGAAGAGCAGAAAUGUGUUGUGUGUGUUUGGCUUUUGUUUUAACUGUGUGAAUAUAUGGAAAAGUAAUGCUUUGCCAAGCACCUUUACUUUGUAAACAGCAGCAUAUUCUUUCAGCAUUUCUGUACACGUGUAAUCUUGGUGAGGGACUAUAUAGUACAAGUGAUAAACAUGAUCUUGUAUUGUAUGGUCAGAAAGUGUCAGAUGUGACACAUGCACACCGCAGUUGGACUUUUUUUAAUGUGGGCAGUAGAAGGCUUUAUUGACUGUCCUCUGAAAUUUCACUGACUAUUUUAUAUUAUAAUUUAGUGUUAUUCAACUGGUUUGUUUCCCUUAUUUAAAGUAUCUUUAAUGAACAUGUUGGGGCUAAAUAUACAAAGCACAUAGCCUUUAAGAGCUGUAAGUACAGCUAAGUACUAAAUAAUAUGAACAGUGGUUGCUACCACCCAGUGUUUCAGUUUCAUGUUUCACUGACAAUACUGUGUGGUACCACAAUUCAUACUAUAAUAAGGGGUCAUUUGACAAAAAAUAUACAGUAUAAGCAAGUCCAUUUCAGUCCGCUGGUGUGCCUUCCAUUUGCCUGCGCCACAGUGCUGCUGCGAUGCAAAAGCCGAGCCGGGUAGAUGCAGGCCUUGCUGGGGGAAAUCUCCCUACAUCCCUAGCCUGGUCCCUGGCCUGUGGGAAAACUCAGUCUCGGGACCAUGCUCUUCAAAGUGUGUUUAAACCAUGAACUGACAUCUAGUCAGUAAACAACAACCGAUACUUACGGUACAGGUAGGGAUUUAGUGUACAGGAUUGUGUAAUUGUGUAUGAUUCUACAUAGUACCAUAAAUAUUUUUUUGAAGACAUGUCUUUUUAAACAAUUUUUAAAAACACUAUCACUGUUAGUAGUAAAAGCUAUAAAUGAAGAUGUUUUGGCCAAAGUAUAGUAGGUAAAAAGGCACCUAAGAAUUCUCUUUAAUGUUCUUUCUUUGCAACAUAGUAAUGGAAUUAAUCGGUUUUUGCAAGUGAAUUUGGCACACAGAGCCUGCAUGCCUUAAUGCUAAAGGAGUGGAAAGAUGGCUGUUUUACCAUUUAUUCCAUGUGUUUUUGACUUUUGCAUUGUAAUUGGGUUACUUUGCUUCUCUA
Messenger RNA from Scleropages formosus (Asian bonytongue), 6418 nucleotides. RefSeq names its product zinc finger protein 507 (gene znf507). Gene Ontology annotation, molecular function: RNA polymerase II cis-regulatory region sequence-specific DNA binding; DNA-binding transcription repressor activity, RNA polymerase II-specific. Bases 126 to 2816 code for a protein of 896 amino acids. The record is from RefSeq and is a predicted model, not a curated record. The transcript is spliced from 7 exons. Gene Ontology annotation, biological process: regulation of transcription by RNA polymerase II. NCBI's taxonomy places the organism in Eukaryota, Metazoa, Chordata, Actinopteri, Osteoglossiformes, Osteoglossidae. Gene Ontology annotation, cellular component: nucleoplasm.